AUGUAUUCGACCGAGUAUGAAUUUCCAUUCCUCCAGGAGGUAUAUACCCCUCGAGAAGCGCAUAAGAUUGACUUCGUCUUCGUCCAUGGCCUGAAUCCGUCAGGUCGAAAUGACCAUCCUUUCAGAACCUGGACCCAUGAGAAUGGGAACUUCUGGCCAAAGGAUUUCCUGGCGCAGGAUAUCCCGUAUUCAAGAGUAUUCGUUUAUGGGUACAAUUCGAACAUCACUAACCCGCAGACUAUGUCAACUGCAAGCAUCAAAGACCAUGCAAAUACUUUGUUAAACUUAUUGGACAUGGAGCGCAGUCCACAGUUUCAAUCUAUGCCGCCCAAAAUCAUCUUCAUCGGACACAGUCUCGGGGGAUUAGUGAUCAAGCAGGCUCUUCUCAAUGCAAAGGAAGAUCCGAAGUACGGCUCCAUCCGCACAUCAACCUCUGGCCUAGUUUUCUUUGGAACCCCUCAUCGAGGAGCGAAAGCUGUCGAGCUCGGUAAAAUUGCUGCUCGGGUUGCUCGGUUCGUCUCCAAGGGACAUGCCAGCAAUGACCUACUAGACUGCUUAGAGCACAACUCGCUCUUUACCCGACAGAUGUCAGAUCGUUUCCGUCAUCAGCUGGAAGAUUAUCGUGUCGUCAGUUUUAUCGAAGGAAAAGAAGUCUUUUUAGGCGGUGCUGGUCCUGCGUCAAUUAGUCAUCUGGUGGUAGAUGAGGAAUCCGCUGUUCUCGGCCUUUCGGGCCUUCGCGAGACACAGCUAAAGCUCGAUGCCGAUCAUUCACAAAUGUGCAAAGUGAGCACUCGGGGCCCGAUGUACCGUCUCAUCAAGGGAAACAUCAAACAGCUAGUCGACCAGGCCCUUUUAUCCGAGCAGGGCUUCAUCCCACAGCCAUCCCCGCAACCAUCGAUGGGGUUUAAUCCGCCACCACUUCCUCCUCGCAUGCACUCGAACAGCAGCGCACCAUACUCUCCUCCGGGACGAGGAGUCCAGGCAGCUCAAAGGAUAGUUGGGUCGAUGUUUACUCCGCUAGAUAAUGACCCGCGAUCGCUCCGAGCGGCAGAGCUGAAAAAUCUUGCGAAUUGGGAUGAAGCCCGAAAUGUCGAGUACCAGAUCUUCCAGGAGCAUUUACGAACGCUGGGUGCCGAUCACGCCAGUACUCUUGUGGUGGGAUAUAACUUGGCCGAGAUUGAGCUCGAGUCGAGUUAUCUAGAAAAGGCCAGUGAGUGGUGCCAAUGGGUCACUGAUAACUCUCGUCGUGUCUUUGGAAACAGUCACACGCUUCCCAUGCGUUCGGAGAGUCUCAUGGCCGAGAUUCUCGGCCAAAAGGGCAAAUACCAAGAGUCAGAGUCAAUCUGUGCCAACGUAUUGGCCCGCCAGCAAAUGCGCAUUGGUGACGACCAUUUCGAUACGCUGGAGACUCGACGCCGGCUCGGCAUGGCUUACAACUCCCUCAAUCGCCGCGAAAGUGCCAUCAUGACCGCUGAGAAGCUCACAGAUUCCCUGAAACGCCUGCUAGGCGAGAAUCACAUUCGUGUCUUCUGGGCUGCGCUAGAUACACUCGAAUACAUGAUCUAUAACCAUGGAGACGAAACUGCGGCUCUCGUGAAAAUUUUCGAGCCGGAAGUGCAACAAGCAUUCGACAUUCUUCCACAGGUGUACGAGGAGCUGCGGGCUGGUCUGGGCGACAAGAAUCCCGUUACAAUCCGAGCUCUGGCAUUACAUGGUCGAGCGUUGACGCGUGCCCAUCGAAUGCUGGAGGCCUCUGAAACACUCCGCCGUGCUCUCGCAAUAUCCGAAGAUGCGCUUGGUGUGGACCAUCCCCUCACCAUGGAUAUUGUUGGGAGUAUUGGUGUGAUGUAUACUCUUCAAGGAGCUUUGCGCUUUACCGGCGUUAACCCCCCUUCCGAGGCCAUCCCUUGGAUGGUACGGUACCUGAACUGGGUCGAGCAGCGAAGGGGCCUCGAUAACCCCGAAACGCAGACCUCCCUCGAGAUGCUCGGGAAUCUUCAUUUCGCUUCGCAGGAAUAUGAGCCUGCCCAGAAAUAUUUCGAACGUGCGUUGGCUGCAUGUCGCGGAACGCAAAACACAGCAAUGCAGGAACGUAUCUCGACUCAACUUCAAUUGUGCCGGGCUAACACCAUGUUGACCAAUCGCCGUGGCAUCGGGUCUGGGCUGGGAGGGUUUCUAUCGCAAUUGCAACGUUAUAAUCAGGGCAGUUAG
Penicillium brasilianum is the source of this 2211-nucleotide messenger RNA. Lineage: Eukaryota; Fungi; Ascomycota; Eurotiomycetes; Eurotiales; Aspergillaceae. The record is from the annotation of a GenBank genome assembly.